This is a messenger RNA of Cajanus cajan (pigeon pea), 1671 nucleotides long. Its product is annotated as mitochondrial ATP-independent inner membrane protease subunit 2. Gene Ontology annotation, molecular function: serine-type endopeptidase activity. The record is from RefSeq and is a predicted model, not a curated record. NCBI's taxonomy places the organism in Eukaryota, Viridiplantae, Streptophyta, Magnoliopsida, Fabales, Fabaceae.
UCCUAAUGUUUUGAUUCUGAGAUUUCUCUCAUUUUCCUCCUACUGUUGUAUUAUUUUUAAUUAGGUAUCUUUUAUUUAUGUCCUUUGAAUAUUUAUUUCUUGAAAUUAAGAUAAUUAUCUAGAGGCAUAUUCAAGCAUAACUUUGUCAAAGAUCAUGUUUGAAGCCUGGAUAUGAAAAAUGGAGUAGCUAUCGUAGGUCCUGCCUUUGUCUAAUAUCUAUGCUAUAUUAUAGAUUAAUGUGAGAUAUUUGGAAGAGUUGCAAAGUCAUCAACUAAGCAGAGGUAUUCAAAGUGAUAGGUUUUGUUUUGUCCUAGUGUUAGUUUUAAGAUGGAUGAUGGAUGGUGUGUCCCUGUAAAGGGCAUUCCAAUUUCCAAUUCCGAAGUUAGGGUUUGCUCUAGCAUAGAGCAGGCAACAAAGGUGCAUAGAUGAGUGGUUAAAAAUUAAAACCCUUUAUUUAUAUCAUUAUCAAGGUGUAGUUGCUUGGAGAGCAACCCAUACGAUAUUAGGCUCCCAUUAAUUGGGGAUUGAUUGAUAUCCUAAAAAGAUUUUAUCCAUUUAUCCCGUGUCCUGUUCAUAGGAAUUUCUGUUAAGAUCUCAGCCUUGAUAGACUGUUAACAUGUGUGGGGUUACAAAGGAGUGAAAGGACUUGUUGGGCUCUGGGAUCCACCUACCUUUGAGCCAUGGGACAGCUGAGCGGGGUCUGAAAUCCUAGUCCAGAUCAUGUUUCCAAGUAGUCCAGAGCUAUGAAGGAGGACAGCAAAGCGACUUCAUUUAUAAGACCAUGAUGCUGAGAAAGUUGACUUACGUGUACCGGAAUGAAGGGGACCAGGUGGCUCCUACUAGUAUUGGAAAAGCAGAAACUCUUCUUGUCCGGAAGUUACCAAUUGCUGCUCCAAAGAAUGUUUCUGUAGGAGAUUUAGUGGUCUUGAAAAACCCUGAGAAGAAAGAUAACUAUCUAGUCAGGCGAUUAACUGCUAUUGAAGGUUAUGAGAUGGUUUCGACUAAUGACAAGGAUGAAACCUUUAUUCUAGAGAAGGAUCAAUGUUGGGUAGAAGCUGAUAAUAAAAGUUUAAAACCCAAGGAAGCAAGGGACAGUCGAUCAUUUGGUCCAGUUGACAUGACAGAUAUUGUAGGCAGAGUCAUUUAUCGCCUGCGAACUUGUGUAGAUCAUGGCUGUGUACGAAACAGUCAUUCCAGCAUGCUAAAGGAUUGGCCCGUGUUGGCAGUGGAACUUGAUGUUGAGGAGAUGUCAAAGAAUCAUAAGGCCUAAAGGCCUGUUUGGUUUACAUUCCUGUCCACCCAAACGGGAAAACGUGCUUCCUUUGCACUUUUCCAUGAAGUGAAUCACUACAUAUGUCAAGUGGUUGCCUACUUGUGUUUUCCAUGUUUCAGAAUUCGAAACAAACCGGUUUCCUAACCAGCAUUAACUAGUUUGUUUUAUAGGCAUUCCUUGUGGAUUCUAUUUGAGACAGAGCAAGAAUAGGAUGUGACUAUUUUUGCCAAAGUUUGGGAUGGUUGUGUGAAGUGAUAUACUUUACUACAUAGUAUUAGAUGAUUGGCUUUUUCUUUAAAGCAUGAGUAAAACGUUUUAAAGUUGUCGUAAGCUGAAGCUCUAGCAGACAUCUGCACUGCUUGUUUUAUGUAUAUAGAGUAAUAUUAUAUUUUUUAUGA